Molecule: messenger RNA, 384 nt
Organism: Pedinophyceae sp. YPF-701
Lineage: Eukaryota; Viridiplantae; Chlorophyta; Pedinophyceae
Source: the annotation of a GenBank genome assembly
AUGCUCGUCGACUCGACGUCGAGCGCGAUCGCUGGUGCCAUGGACAACCUCAACCGUCGGCUGCGGCAGCUCGACGAAGAGAUCAAGCUGGACCAGGAGGGCCAGGCGGAGUACGAGAACUUCCUGCGGCGGCUGAACGCGCGGAAAGACGAGCUCAAGGCGCGCGUGGCCCGCAACCAGGCGUGGAACGACCACGUGACGAAGGAGCUCGGACCGUUCCUGGACAAGUACGCCGUGCUCUGCAAGGACAUCGAGCAGCUCUACGGCAGGGCGAAGGAGAAGCACGCGCAGGGCAUUCAGUUGCUGGUGGACCAGUUCAACUACCACGAGUCGUACAAGCGCUGGUUCGACACCUUCACCGGCAUCCCCUACAAGCCCGCGUGA